UGGACGCGCGUUUCCCAGCAUCUGGUCCUCAUUAGAGGAGCCGAGUGUAUAAAGCGAGGAGCUGACAGGGGGCUGGGAACACUCGACUUGCAGACUGGAUCAUGGGCUUUACUGCGUGGCUGUGUUUGCUCUGCCUGCAGGCGAGCGUCUUGUCUCACGCGCUUGACUGCUCCGGAGGAAGCCUGGCCGACUUGUGCGUCAACACGCAGACGGCGGACGAGCAGACGGGUGAUCGGGGCCUGCAGCAACCAAUACUCGCAAGUGUAGAGCAGGUUCCGCUCAGGCCGAAGAGACGGGUGGAGAGGAGGAGCCACGCCCGCCCGGGUCACUCCAGCCUCCCCGGAGCUUUCUCUGUAAAAGGCUUUCCAAAAAGUCUCAUCCAGGCGGACAGGUCCAGGCGACACUUGGCUCAAGCUGCGAAUAAGAAGAAGAACAAGCGUAAAUCCCGCGUCGGCUCCUUUUCACUCCUUAGCAACGAUAAGAAGUCCAACCCCCUACAGGUGAUCAGAGCCAGAAGGCAGGUGAAGAACCAGCAGCCCAAAUAUGCCAAAUCCGGUCACACUGGGACUUUCUCUGUCCUGGGAAAUCCGCAGAACGGAAGACCCAAGAGAAGCUUGAGGCCAAUAACAGCAUAGUGCGACGCCGUUAUUCGGGCAAAGUCGACCUACACGGGAAAGCCAUGUGUCCAGAUCUUAGAAGGAAAACAAAAAUACAAUCUCACAAGCAGCUCAUUGGUUUGUGUGUGUCCAUUGAGACCGUUUCAGCUCUAAGAGAGUCGAUUGAUCAGUUUGCAAUUAUAUGCUAAGGUUCGAAUAUGUUACAUGCUUGCAUAUUAUGAAAACACUCAGCAAAAGACUCAUGAGGCUUUGUUGUUUUUUUUAAUUAUUAUAUUUUAUUAGAUAUUGACGGGUAUAUUUUUGCAUACGUGUUUUGUUGUUUUUCACGGAUAUUUCAAUAAAGGUUUAGUGAAGAAAGA
This is a messenger RNA of Hippocampus zosterae (dwarf seahorse), 976 nucleotides long. RefSeq lists its product as uncharacterized. The transcript has 6 exons. Lineage: Eukaryota; Metazoa; Chordata; Actinopteri; Syngnathiformes; Syngnathidae. The record is from RefSeq and is a predicted model, not a curated record. The coding region runs from base 102 to 635 and encodes 177 amino acids.